Molecule: messenger RNA, 2701 nt
Organism: Zingiber officinale
Lineage: Eukaryota; Viridiplantae; Streptophyta; Magnoliopsida; Zingiberales; Zingiberaceae
Exons: 7
Coding region: 349-2475 (708 amino acids)
Biological process (GO): intracellular signal transduction
Source: RefSeq, a predicted model, not a curated record
CCAUCAGUAUCUUCUGCUGCAAUUCCCGCUCCGUCUCCCAUCCGAUUCAACCUUUUUCUUCUUCUUCUUCUUCGUCAUUAUCAUCUGACCUAAUCUCUCUAUUUCUUUUCAGUCCUCACGUCUUCAAAAAUACCUCUCAAUUUGGUUUCCUUAUCAAUUUCUUUGAAGAUUUAUUUUCCCCCUUUAUGGUCAACAAGUCAAUUGAUUUGACCUGGCUGAGGAGUCUGGGUUCUUCCAUGUAGCCACUGCGGGAGCGCGUCUCAUCAGCUGAGUUAUAUUAUUAAGGCUUUUAAGGAUUAGGUUGACUGAGAAGCACUGGGUAAUCCAACAAAGCACAAUUGUAACACUAUGGAUGAAAGAGUGAUUUGUGAGGGGAAUUUUGUCCUCUCGUCAAAAACACAGGCUUCUGCAACCAGUCCAUGUGAUGUUCCUAGCAAGGAUGAAGGGAAUCUAUCAACUGUUAUGGAAUCUAUAAAUAUUAAUGAAGAGGAUCAUAAUGAGUUGAACAAACAGAAGCAUGAAGCUAAAAAUCUGGAUCAAGUUUUGAAGCAACAGGAAAAGGCAAGUACAGUGUUAGAUGGACAAAAUUUGACAGAGGUGAAUCAGCUUUCAGAGGGAGUUACUGUCGAGGAGAAGGAUGCAGACCCUGUUUUUGAUGGAACUGAGGCUCCUGAAUUGGAAACUGACAAGGCAUUUUCAAGCCAAAAUAUGGAUCCUGCUGAUCCAGAAGUGCAAGUGUAUGCUUGGCCUGAAAAAGCUGUUGCUUUGAGAAACUUCGUUAGGGAGAAGAGUGCAGUUGCUGUUUCUACUAUGCUUCGUCGCCUUUCUAGCAAAAAAAAUCAAGAGGAACUUGGCGAUUACAAUGAUAUAGUCACAAAGGGUCAUGAUAAGGAUCAAGAUGUGGAAACUGAUUCCAAGGAAAAUAAAGUCUCACCAAAGGACGGUGAACAAUCACUAUGGAACCCUCUAAAUUUCAUGAAAAUUAGACGCAAUGCGGAUUCUCAAAGCAAAACUGAUCAUUUAGAACAUGCUUCUUUUGAUAAUUUACUACAAGAAACAAUACAGCGAAGGAUUAUAGUGUAUACAAGGCUUGGAUGCCAAGAGUGUAGAAUGGUUAGAUCUUUAUUGAAUAUGAAGAGACUCAAAUAUGUUGAGAUCAACAUUGAUAUUUUUCCUACUAGAAAGCUUGAGUUGGAGAAAAGAACAGGCUCUUCUGUUGUUCCCAAGGUGUAUUUAAAUGAUUUCCUAGUUGGAGGACUUGAUGAACUGAAGGCCAUGGACGAGUCAGGACAGCUUGAUGAGAAAAUUAAAGAUCUUUUCAUUGAGGAAUCUAUACCUACAGCUCCUUUGCCACCAUUGCCUGGUGAAGAUGAUGAGUCUGGUAAUGGAACAAUUGAUGACAUGGCCUCAAUUGUCAGAAAGAUGAAAGAGUCAAUUAUUAUAAAGGACAGAUUCUAUAAGAUGCGGAGGUUUAGCAAUUGUUUUGUUGGGUCUGAAGCUGUAAACUUUCUGUCUGAAGAUCAGUAUUUUGAAAGAGAAGAGGCUGUGGAAUUUGGAAGAAAGCUCGUUGGCAUGCACUUUUUCCAGCAUAUUACAAAUGAGAACAUAUUCGAGGAUGGAAGCCACUUGUACCGAUUUUUGGAACAUGAUCCAGUCAUCAUGACUCAGUGCUACAACUUCCCAAGGGGUGUUAUUGAAGUCAAACCUAAGCCUAUCACUGAAAUUGCAUCAAGGUUAAGGUUUCUCUCUUAUGCGAUAAUUGAAGCAUAUGUAUCUGAAGAUGGAAGGCAUGUUGAUUACAGGAGUAUCCAUAGUUGUGAAGAGUUCAAAAGGUACUUGAGAACAAUUGAAGAGCUUCAGAGGGUGGAUUUGGAACCCUUGUCACGGGAGGAAAAGCUUGCUUUCUUCAUAAACCUCUAUAACAUGAUGGCCAUCCAUGCAAUAUUGACAUUAGGAUUUCCCGCUCGGGCCCUAGAAAGGAGAACAUUCUUCGGCGAUUUUAAAUAUGUUAUAGGUGGGUGUGCCUAUUCUCUAUCGGCCAUCCAUAAUGGAAUAUUAAGGGGGAAUCAACGGCCUCCGUAUAAUAUUACCAAGCCCUUUGGACAGAGGGACAAGCGCAUAAAGGUUGCUUUUCCAUAUCCAGAACCAUUAGUUCACUUUGCUUUGGUGUGUGGCACAAGAUCUGGACCUGCACUAAGGUGUUACUCUCCUGGAAAUAUCGACAAAGAGCUAAUUGAAUCUGCUCGAGAUUUCAUCAAAACUGGAGGAUUAUUUGUGGAUUCUGAAUCUUCAGUUGCAUCAAUAACAAAGAUCUUAAGAUGGUACAGUGUGGACUUUGGGAAGAACGAGGUUGAGGUACUAAAACAUGCGGCCAACUACCUCGAACCCCAAAAAUCUGAGGACCUUCUAGAGUUGCUUUCAAGCACCCAGUUGAAAGUAACCUACCAGCCUUAUGACUGGAGUGCAAACUACUAGGAAUAUAUGUGUAUUAUCUCAUUUGCAUUCAUGUCCUUGAGAUUAUAUUUGGAAAAAGAAAGACUUUCUUCUUAUUUAUCUAAUUUUAGGUUAAAUUUUGAAAUUUCUUUUUUGGUCUGAUUUAAUAUUGAAUGUUUUUAACUGUGGAUAAGACAUGUUAUUGUUGUGUAAGCUUUCUUUCUUAUAGUACCAACUUUUGGAAGUCGAGUCAGUUGAAUCUUUAUAA